AUGCUACACAUGAAGCUCGACGCGUCUCUCUUCUUCCUCGUUGCCUCCUCACUCUGGAUCGCGGGUGUGAGCUGCCAAAACCCCGGACCAGGAGACAGGCAAUACAUCGUCCGGAAUAGUUGCCCCACCGCCGUGGAGUUGGUCAUUGGUGGCCUCAUCCAGACUACCAUCCCAACUGGAGGAUCUUCCACCACAUUCACAGGCGGUAAUUUCAACCCAGGCUUCUUCUAUACCACAGCCAAUGGCGGCAACGUCAAUGGGCAAGCAACGAGAGCUGGCUUCUACGAUGACAACGACGCCCACUACUACUACAUGGUCAAAGACGAAGAGCACUUCAACAUCGGAAUGAGCAUCGUGCCGAAUCGACCAGCGGCCGAUGGAUUUUGUCCGAGCAUUCUGUGCGACUCCGUCUCGUGCUCGACCGCAUUCCCCUCCCCACCGACCCGCUUCCCUGCCCCGGCAGCGACGCCCCCGAACCCACCGGUGUACGCCUGCCCGUUCUCCAACCUCACCUACACCAUAACGUUCUGCCCUUCUGGUCAAUUCCCUCAGCCGACUGGAGUCGCAAUUCAUCCUAACGGUAAUAGCGGCAAGUGUUUGGACGUCCGUGGAGCAGUAUUCGCGAACGGAACUCCCGUCCAGAUUUAUGAUUGCAACGGAACUAACGCGCAGAAAUGGGUCAUCGCUCGAGGAAGCACGAAGGUGAAACUUGCUGGUACCGAUUUCUGCCUUGAUGCUGGUUCAACUCCUGCCAAUGGUGUCGGGAUGAAGAUCUGGCAAUGCUACGACAACCUUCCGGCACAGCAGUGGUACUUCACGAACGACAACCGUAUCGCACUUGAAGGACAAGGUCUCUGCCUUGAUCUGCCUAAUGGUGUCCUGACAAAUAGCAACCAAGUGCAGACCUGGCAGUGUUCCGACGGAAACAACAACCAGGUCUGGACCGUUUGA
Cyclocybe aegerita is the source of this 951-nucleotide messenger RNA. Lineage: Eukaryota; Fungi; Basidiomycota; Agaricomycetes; Agaricales; Hemipholiotaceae. The record is from the annotation of a GenBank genome assembly.